Molecule: messenger RNA, 762 nt
Organism: Didymodactylos carnosus
Lineage: Eukaryota; Metazoa; Rotifera; Eurotatoria; Philodinida; Philodinidae
Source: the annotation of a GenBank genome assembly
AUGUUAGAAGCUGAAACACUCAAAGAUAACAUAGAGACACAAACGAUAAAAUUAUCUCCCGAGGAAAUAGCAGAAAUGCAAAAGACCUUUAAUGAGGCACUUUCCAAAAUAAAAGAUUGUUUCGGUAUAUUGAAUAUGAAAACCAACAGUUAUAAAUCGGCAGUUGAUUAUAGAGUUCAUGAAAAACAAAAGACAGUGAUAAACUUCGUUAGUGAAUAUCUUCAGAAAACUUUAGAGCACGUUCGUCAACCGAAAGAUGUUAAGAAACCAAAACCAUUUCAUCUAAUAGUGAACGGCCUUGGCGGUAGUGGUAAAGGCUUCACCAUCCAAAUAAUUGAAGAACUAAUGAAAAAUUACUGUGUAGCUGAACAAAGAACACGAAAUACUCCUCGAUUUAAAACAGCCAUGAUUAAAAUAGCCUUUACAAGCAAGGCCGCAUGUAAAAUAGGUGGAUACACAAUUCAUACAGCACUCGGUUUGACAUUUGAUAAAAACAAUAUUGACUGUAAAAUCAAUGAUUUAAAUAUGAAUUCCAUGCGAAAUAGGAUGAGAGGAUUGAUUCUGGAUAUAAUAGAUGAAGUAUCAUUAGUUUCAAAAGAAUUACUUGAGACAAUAAACAUCAAACUAAAUAAAAUAUUUGACACGUCUGAUCCAAAUAAAUUUUUUGGAAAUUGUUGUGUGAUUAAACGUCUGGGUCAUUUAAUUACGCAUCCACGUCCAACAUUACUACAACAAUUAGAAGGACUUGCUCAUAAUUUAUAA